AGGGGGGGUCUGGCGGGGGUGGCCAGGAGGGUGGCAGGAGCAGAGGAGCCGGUUCACCAUGGAAUAUGAAGCCAAGAAAGGGAAGAAGGGCUUUGUGUCUCCCAUCCGAAGGCUGGUGUUCCCGAAGGCUGCUCGCCAGGCCGCCUUCAGGAACCACGUCAGUCGCCGGCCCCUGCACUCUAUGCCUCUGUAUCCUCCUGACUACCUCAUUGACCCCCACAUCCUGCUGUGUGACUACCUGGAGAAAGAGGUCAAGUUCCUGGGCCACCUCACCUGGGUGACUUCCUCACUGAACCCCUCCAGCCGAGACGAGCUCCUGCAGCUGCUGGACACUGCCAGGCAGCUGAAGGAGCUGCCUCUGAAGACCACGCCGGAGCAGGACAGCAUCCUGAGCCUGUCGGCACGCUGCCUGCUGCUCACUUGGCGGGACAACGAGGAGCUCAUCCUGCGCAUCCCCACGCACGAGAUCGCCGCUGCCUCCUACCUGCAGGACGACGCGCUGCAUCUGCUAGUGCUUAAGACUGGUCUGGGCGUGGAUCCGGUGCCGGCGGGCGUGGACGCCAGCCCCGGAGGUACGGGGCGAGAUCCGGGCCCUCCUGGCGCCGCACCCGAAAAGCGGCGGGUGGGCACCGCCGAGCGACGCCACACCAUCUGCAGCCUGGACUGGCGCAUGGCGUGGGGCGGGGGUGCGGGCGCCGAGGCCCGGGCGGCGGGCGGCGGCGGCAGCCUGGAGCGGCAGCGCGCCGGAGCUCGGGCGUCGGGCAGCUGGGAGCGGCGACAGACGUUCAGCGGCAGCUGGGAGCGGCGGCACGCGGGCGGCGGCGGCGCGGGCAAGCCCGGCGGCAGCUGGGAGCGGCGGCAGGCGGGUGGCGGCGUCGGCGGCAGCUGGGAGCGACGCCACCCCGGCCCCAACCCGCUGGAUCCCCAGAACCCCAGCCCCGACGCCUACUGCAACCUGGUCAUCCUAGCUGUGGCCAACAGGGAUGCUGCUGAGGAGUCCUGUGCACUCAUCUGUCAAGUCUUCCAGAUCAUCUAUGGGGACCAGAGCAUCGAGUGUGUAGACCGGGCUGGCUACCACUACAGAUCCACGCCCAAGCGGCCGUGGCUCUCCAGCUGCAGUGAGAGCUGCCGCACAGAUGGGACGUUUGCCUACGACGCCGACUUGAGCUGCUGCAGCUCCUUCAAUGGCUCCCAGGACACAUUUGAAGCAUGUUACAGUGGUGCAUCCACCCCGUCUUUCCAUGGCUCCCACUGCAGCAGUAUUGACCACAGCAGCUGGGCCUUCGAGCAGCUACAGGAUUACAUGGUCACACUGCGGAGUAAGCUGGGUCCCCCUGAGAUCCAGCAGUUCGCAAUACUGCUACGGGACUAUCGCCUGGGGCUGCCUAUCCAGGACUUCUGUGCAGGCCUGCAGAAACUCUAUGGGGACCGUCGCAAGUUCCUUCUCAUUGGGAUGCGGCCCUUUAUUCCGGACCAGGACAUCGGCUUCUUCGAGAGUUUCCUGGAGAGUGUGGGCAUCCGUGAGGGUGGCAUCCUCACCGACAGCUUCGGCCGCAUCAAGCGCAGCAUGAGCUCCACGUCGGCCUCUGCAGUGCGCAGCUACGACGGGGCAGCCCAGCGGCCCGAGGCGCAGACCUUCCACCAGCUGCUGGCCGACAUCACACACGACAUCGAGGCUCUGGCCCCCGACGACGACGUCUACGAGGAUGUCUCCCCAAGCGGAGGCGAUCAGGGUGAAGACAACUACCUAUAGCCCCGCUGCCCGCCUCGGGUCUCGCACACUUGCUGGUGGGACACCGUCCUCUGACUGCCUAGACAUCCUGGGUUCCCAUCUGUGCCUUCUGGGCUUCUGUUCCUACAGAUGGGUUUCCAGGGCUUCAGUUCCUGCAAUACCAAGAACGUCCUGCAGAUGGCUUUACUCUAGGGAGAGCCAGACCCUAGAGUUCUCUACAGGAUGAAGAAUCGCUCCACCUACUGGCGGACAGAAAAGAUUUCCAAUUCAAGCCCCAGCUUUCUGCACACCCGGCCCAACCUCAAAACAAAACCAUUUCCAGAACCCAGAGACCUCUCUUCAAUUUUACAGGCUGAGAAACUGAGAAGUUUUUGUUGUUGUUGUUGUUGUUGUUGUUUUUGUUGUUGUUGUUGUUGUUGUUGUUGUUUUGUUUUUUAAGGAAUGAAUAUGAGGGAAUGACCCUGUUCUUGGAUAUCGCUGCCUAUUUCCACAUCUGUACAGUAAUUUCACCUCUUUUCACAAGUGGUCAUCGGGAUGAAUGGAGGUCAAGACUUUAGUAUUGAGGUCAAGACCUUAGCCUAGCAUGCUGUAGAUGCUCAAUAAAUGCUGUUUCCUUCCACUUGGAA
Peromyscus californicus insignis is the source of this 2358-nucleotide messenger RNA. It is a transcript of the gene Ccm2l, whose product is annotated as CCM2 like scaffold protein. Bases 59 to 1753 code for a protein of 564 amino acids. Lineage: Eukaryota; Metazoa; Chordata; Mammalia; Rodentia; Cricetidae. Gene Ontology annotation, biological process: heart morphogenesis. The transcript is spliced from 10 exons. The record is from RefSeq and is a predicted model, not a curated record.